CUGGGUUAUCUCUUCUACUUCUCGAUCACUCUCGGUUACAACUACGUGUCAACUUGUUUUAUUUUUCAUCGUUAUCGUAAACGUCAGUUGAAUUAAAUUUUAAAUUUUAACCGCCAUCUCAAAAUAGUAUCUGAUAUUUUUUACUGUCAAUCAGGAUGUCAAGUGUUGAUUUAUGAUAAAAAUAAAAAUAUAUGAAAUUGCAAAUUUUUAAAAAAUUUUUUGUUUUUUUUUUUUUUUAAAUUAAAUAAAUAAUAAGGAUACAAAGUAAAUUUAAAAAUGAUGGCUUGAGUGUUAAAAAUUAAUGGUGGAAAUUAAUGAGUGAAGGUGAAGGUGACAAAUGUGCUCGGCUCGUGCGGUACUUUUUGUGCCGAGACUUUGUUAUUGUUCAAUAUAUAUUUUUAUUAAUAUUAAUAAUAAAAUUGCGGUGACAUAACAAUAGUUUGUCAUAGACUUUAUUUAUAAUGGCACUUAAAAUGAAUCGAGAGUCUAAUAAAUGCUACCGUGGAUUAGUUACUAUUUUUUUUUGUUACGCAGCUCUGGGAUACGGAUUAAUGUUAGAUGAAGAUAAAGAUUCAAACAAUUUCACAGCAGCUGUUGGUGAUUACGUUGUAUUUAAUUGUCAUCUAGAUUUUCCUCACGAAAUACCGAUACCUUAUAUUUUACACUGGAAUCGUGAAGGUCGAACUAUAUUUUCCUGGUACCAAGUUCCGGGUUAUGAACAGGCAAAUAGUGUGCUCUCUAUUGCUGAGGAUUAUGCCGGUCGGAUUCACUUAUUGGAGGGUGAUCGACCUGUUCAUGAAUAUGGACAGGGAAGUAUUAACUUGACCAACAUCAGGGAAAGUGAUCAAGGUUGGUACGAGUGCAAGGUCAUAUUCCCUGAUAGAUCACCUAGUUCACGUAAUAAUGGCACGUGGUUCUUUCUCAGUAUUGAAGGUUUGUCGCGGUCGGCGGAUGGUGUUUCAGGUGAAAAUUUAUUGGCAAUACCACCAGUUAAUAAAACCGUUAUGGAAGGAGAAACUGUUGAGUUUCAGUGUGUUACCAAAAAUUCAAACAUGAUUAUAACAUGGUUACGAGAUAACAUUGAGAUUCCGGAAGUUGAGGAUCUCAGAGAUCGUGCUUCUGUUGAUGACAACGGAACACUGAUCAUUAGACCAUCAGCGAUUGGUGAUUUGGGCGAAUAUACCUGUGUCGUAACUGAUAAUGUCGGAGACCAACAAUCGGCAUCCGCUUUUCUCAACGUUCAAUAUAAAGCGAAAGUUAUUUAUGCUCCAAGAGAAGUAUUUUUACCAUAUGGAAAACCAGCACUUUUAGAUUGUCAUUUUCGGGCGAAUCCGCCAUUGACUAAUUUACGAUGGGAGAAAGAUGGAUUUUUGUUUGAUCCUUAUAAUGUUCCAGGUGUUUUUUACAGAAGAAACGGAUCCUUGUACUUUAGCAAAGUCGACGAAACGCAUUCCGGAAGUUACAGCUGUACUCCUUACAAUGAACUUGGAACCGAAGGUCCCAGUCCUUCAAUUUCAGUGGUUGUGCAGAGACCGCCAAUAUUUACAGUGACUCCACAACGUUUGUAUAUGAGAAAACUUGGCGAAAGUUUGGAAAUACCUUGCGAUGCUCGAGAUGGUGAUCAGUCCCAACCACCCACAAUCGUCUGGUUUAAAAAGGACGGCACACCACUCUCGCAGGAUCGAGCUAUUCUCAAUGGUGGAAAUUUGACGAUCGAAAGGAUUCAAGAACAAGAUCGUGGACUUUAUCAGUGCGCUGCUAGCAAUGAAGCAGCUACUGUCGUCGCAGAUGCUGAACUAAUGGUUUUAAAUGUACCACCACGUGCUCCUUACAAUCUUAAUGCUAAUACAAGUAAAGAUUCGGUCACGCUCACUUGGGUUCCAGGAUAUGUCAGACCGAAAAUGGAAUACGCUGUCUGGUAUAGACCUACUGAUACUACUGAGUGGAAGACAAUGAAAAUUCCGUCGAAGAAAAUAACUGAAGCGACAAUUCUUAACCUCACACCAGGACGUGAAUAUGAAUUCAUGGUACUCAGUCAAGAUAAACACGGUGACGGCAUGUUCAGCAAAUCUAUUAGAGUAUUAACACAAACCAAAUCCGGAGUCUCAUUGAAUCGUAAUUUAGCAUCCGAAUUUAAAAGCACCCAAGAGGAAGGCUUAGAACCUCCAAAAAAUCUAAAAGUUCAAGUAACUGCAGAAGGAUAUUUAGUUACCUGGGACCCACCAUUGAAUGCUGAUAUAAAACUUUAUGUCGUAAGAUGGUUUCGGGGUACAACUGAUGAACAUUUGCACGGUAGAGCUGAGACUACAGACACAUUUUAUUUAAUUAAAAGCUUAGAAGAAGAAAGCAGUUACAUUUUCGAAGUAUCGGCAAUGUCUAGUUCUGAUGAUGUAUCAACCAGUGAACAAUUUACAUUAGAAGUUCCAGCUUAUCGAAGAAAUCGUGCUAUUUCUAUGGGAAUCGUAGCGGGAAUUGGAUUUUUAGCCGCUGCACUUGCUGCAAUUUGGUGGUCACGAAAACGAUUUUGUCAACCGACAAUAAAUAAAUAAAUAAAAUAAUUAUUAUAAGCAAAUUAAAAGAAAAUUUUCUAAUGUACUAAUUUAUAGAAAUAAAAUUAAAUAAAUUGUGUCUAUAUUAUAGGAUAUUCUUAUGGUAUAGAAUUGUAUGUUACAUUUUUGGAAAAAUCUGCCGGACAAAUUUUAAGUCCUCUUGUAUG
Messenger RNA from Microplitis demolitor, 2716 nucleotides. RefSeq names its product protein borderless (gene bdl). Gene Ontology annotation, molecular function: cell-cell adhesion mediator activity. The transcript is spliced from 12 exons. The record is from RefSeq and is a predicted model, not a curated record. Gene Ontology annotation, cellular component: axon; plasma membrane. Gene Ontology annotation, biological process: axon guidance; homophilic cell-cell adhesion; dendrite self-avoidance. The coding region runs from base 462 to 2549 and encodes 695 amino acids. NCBI's taxonomy places the organism in Eukaryota, Metazoa, Arthropoda, Insecta, Hymenoptera, Braconidae.